Molecule: messenger RNA, 2988 nt
Organism: Zeugodacus cucurbitae (melon fly)
Lineage: Eukaryota; Metazoa; Arthropoda; Insecta; Diptera; Tephritidae
Product: proton channel OtopLc
Exons: 7
Coding region: 783-2903 (706 amino acids)
Biological process (GO): proton transmembrane transport
Cellular component (GO): membrane
Molecular function (GO): proton channel activity
Source: RefSeq, a predicted model, not a curated record
UACUGUUAUAUAGAUAAUAAAUAAUUGAUAUUUGAAUGAAAUUUGAUAAUGAAAAUGUGAAAACAAAUUUUAGACCAUACGUCUAGACGCAAUAUUUAGAACUUCCUCAUACCAAAUUUGGAAUGAUUUAUAAUAUUAUUUUUUUUUAGCGAAAAAUCAUUGUACAUACACAGAUACAUAUGUGCAUAUUUUCCCACAUGCUUUCCUAUAACGUUAAUCUUAAGGCAGACCAGGCUAUUUGUUAUGUUGAAUGUUAAGGGCAUAUUAUUGAUUCCAUAUACAAUUGUAUAUAAUCAGUAUAGAUGUAUGUAUAUUCACAAUUGUUUUUGCAUACUGUAUGCUAUUGAUUUUCUGCAUGUACAAAUACAUAUGCGAAUAAUUUGAAUUUGAUGAAAUCAAUCACGUUUUCACUGACACAUCAUCAAUCUUCUUAUCAAUUUAGGCGGUACAUAAUUGACUUGCGAAAAAUAUUUCAAGUCAAAAUAGAAAAUAUGUAAGGAUUUUAUUUUUAUUUUUUUGAACAAUAAUACGCCCUGGCGGUGUAUUACGACAAUUCAUUGUCAGUUUAAAUUCAAAUUUUAAACUCGUCGGUUGUGGGUGUUGAGUGACGCAAAAAUCAGACGUCCCAAAAUACCGAUUACUUUUACAAGACCGUCGACAUAAGACCAAUAUCGUCCUCUAUACCGACGAUCGUAGCUACACCGUCCUACAAUCAGUCCACACAAUCGAAACGGCUUGCGCGCACACCUUGCGAUCAGUGCGGUUACCACAACGUGCCCAUCAUGGCACACCCCAUCUCACCGUUAGUACGUUCACAAACCAACCUGGAGCUUGUCAGUACGGGCGCGCGACAAGCUCUGCUACCGGCCAUUGAGUUUCCCAAUCAUGGCAAUGGUAGUGGUGAGAAAAAUGAGAAAACAACAGAGAAGCAAUCGCAUGCACCGCCACCGCCGAGCAGUAAUAGCACGAGUAUACAAACUUUGCAAAUAUCACGACGUCCAUCGUUGCUGUUGCAGGAUAUACUAGCACGGAGGCCAUCGGCGCUGUUUCGCGGCAAGAAGGAAACAAAUGGCCAUGCGUCGAAAAGUCCUUUCGGUCGGUCACUUGCGGACACCGCCGCCACUUCUAUGGUCACAAUCAACACACAUGGUGAUGGCGACGAUCGUCACUUUGCGGCGAAGCAAUCAAAAGUCAAAAAUCGGCGUAAAGGCAAUGACGCUUUGAGUUCUGCUCUAUCUGCAUUUUAUUGUAAAAUUCUAGUUUUGGUGGGCGUGUGUUUGCCCAUUACCGAAGUGAUAUCACAUCAGAUACCCAAUUACGUAUACCAGGGAUUCUAUGUUUAUUUGUAUAUGGGAAGCAUACUUUUUGUUGCGUUUCUCUACGCAACGACAUUACGGAAUCGCACGCUCUUCAAUGCGUUGAAAAAUUUUCAUGAGGAAACCCAAAACAUUCAUUUGAAACACAAAGUCACACAUUUCGGCAGUUUUUAUCUGCGUGUCGGCGCCAUCGCUUUCGCUAUAGGCACAAUGGUUUAUUCGGGUUUGGAAUUCGGUCAGUAUUUUGAAUUGAAUGGCAAAGCCGGUUGCGGCGAUGUCUUCAUUGCAAUCACACCGAUUUGUCGCAUGAUACUCGCCAUCGUGCAAAUACAAUUUAUUUUUCUAAAUACAACAUAUCUGGAUAUGGCCAAGCAUAAGGUCAUCUGUCGUUUUGGGCUUAUGCACAUGGUUGCCACCAAUCUGUGCGAGUGGCUGUAUGUAUUGGUUGAGGAGACCAAACAUGAAAUCUUUCACAUUGGACACCAUGAAAGCGAAGGUACGGAGCCGCUCUUCCCCACCGACGCACACGGAAGCGCGGAUUGGAGUGAUACCAAAGCAUCGCUGGCGCAUACAACACAACACGUUACGGACAGUAUGAAUAACACUAUCGCGACAACUAUACAAAAUGUACUGACAAAUGUGACAAUAGCGUCAGCGGGUAAUGCAACAGCGCAAGUGACAGUCGGUUGUACACGCACCAACAUUAUGGGCGCUUUGGUGCAAGAAGUGGCGCCAUUUCUCUUCCCCUGCACAAUCGAAUAUUCACUCAUCUGUGCCGUUAUACUCUAUGAGAUGUGGAAGACAGUACGCUCCAUUACGGACAUUGAUCGUUCGCGAAAGAGUUCGAUAAAACCGGCACAUCAGAAACCAGCAAAUCAUUUCUCUGUCGAUUGUUCACAAUCGCAUAAGGGUCUCUUCUUCGGCAUAAUUAUGAUUGUAAUGACAAUUAUAUCAAUGAUUAUGUACUUUGUGUUGUACACACAACCCGGCUAUGAAAUGGUGGCAACGCAAGAGGUCACCAUUUGGGAGAUAAUUACCUACUUCAUUUGUACGGCGGCCAUAAUUGCAGGUCUCAUAUUGAUACGCGAUCUGAAAUAUGUACAAAACUCCAGCGAUGAUCAUCACUCCAUGGAACUGGACAAUCAAUUACUGAUUGUAGCGCAAACUGGUGUUUAUCUUUAUGGUAUGUUCAGCAUCUUGGGCAGUUACUUCUCCAAAUGGGACACCGUACCGGAUCGUAUAGAAGGCAUUGUUGCUGAGAUCCUCGGUUUGGCAGAGACCUCACUACAGACUAUGUUUAUCCUGCAUGCCAGUCAUCGUCGUUGUAAGGGUGCCAAACAGGCACGUCGUAAGCCCGGUCGCGAAAUUGUCACAUUUCUGCUUAUAGUAAACAUUGCAAUUUGGUUCAUCAACACACUGAUCAAAGGACGCGCCAUCUUCCGUGAGACAAAUCUGGUGUUCUUUGGUGUUUGGGGUUGGACUAUCAUCACACACAUCUCUAUGCCGCUUGCUAUAUUUUACCGUUUUCAUUCGACAAUAUGUCUUUUCGAAGUGUGGAAAAUCACUUACAAAGCGAAGACACAUUGAAGGAAAUAACUACUACAUAUAUUUUUUGGCUAUUUCCUAAUAUACAUACGACAAAACCUAACCAAAUAAGUUCCAAAAAAACAUA